This is a messenger RNA of Antechinus flavipes (yellow-footed antechinus), 1584 nucleotides long. RefSeq names its product ribosomal oxygenase 2 (gene RIOX2). Gene Ontology annotation, molecular function: histone H3K4 demethylase activity; histone H3K36 demethylase activity. Gene Ontology annotation, cellular component: nucleolus. The transcript is spliced from 10 exons. Lineage: Eukaryota; Metazoa; Chordata; Mammalia; Dasyuromorphia; Dasyuridae. The coding region runs from base 111 to 1508 and encodes 465 amino acids. The record is from RefSeq and is a predicted model, not a curated record.
GCCCUCCUGCGUGACCACGCCGUCCCCGCCCCAGGCCGCCUGCAGCUUCUGCUUUCUCUUCCUCCUCCACGUGCUGUUCUGGGGCACAUGCAACAGGCCCCAUCUGGACCAUGUCCAGAAAUGGUACAAAUGCAGAUGUGGUCAUGGAUGGAGUUCCUUGUAAACGAAUGAAGGUGGAGGCAGUGGAUCCUGUUUCACCUUUGAACUUCAACAGCCCUGAAGCUCUCUUUGAGAGUUUGAUCUCACCCAUCAAGACAGAAACUUUUUUCAAAGAAUACUGGGAGCAGAGGCCCCUUCUAAUUCAGAGAGAUGAUCCCUCACUGGCUGCUUACUUUCAGUCCCUUUUCCAGUUAACAGAUUUGAAGAAUCUGUGCAGACAGGGGAUGUACUAUGGAAGAGAUAUAAAUGUGUGCCGAUGUGUGAAUGGGCGGAAGAAGGUGUUAAAUAAGAGUAGCAAAGUACACUACCUCCAACUGAGAAAAGAUUUUGAUCAGAAAAGGGCAACCAUCCAGUUCCACCAGCCUCAGAGAUUUAAGGAUGAGUUAUGGAAAAUCCAGGAGAAGUUGGAAUGUUUUUUUGGAUCUCUGGUUGGAUCUAAUGUGUAUAUAACUCCCUCAGAGUCCCAGGGCUUGCCUCCUCAUUAUGAUGAUAUUGAGGUGUUUAUCUUGCAAUUGGAAGGAAAGAAACACUGGCGCUUAUACCAACCCACCGUGCCACUUGCUCGAGAGUACAACGUGGAGCCAGAGGACAAAAUUGGGGCACCAACACAUGAGUUCACAUUAAAGCCAGGGGAUCUGUUAUACUUCCCCCGAGGGACCAUCCAUCAAGCUGACACUCCUCCUGGGCUAGCCCAUUCUACUCAUGUGACCAUCAGCACCUACCAGAACAAUUCAUGGGGAGACUUUCUUCUGGAUGUGAUUCCUGGGCUUCUCUUUGAUACUGCAAAGAAAGAAAUAAAAUUUCGAACUGGUAUACCACGGCAACUACUUAUGCAGGUGGACAACACAGCUGUUGCAACAGAGAGAUUAAGUGGCUUCCUAAGGCUGCUUGCAGACCAGUUGGAGGGUACCAGAGACCUGAGAUCAUCUGAAAUGAAGAAGGAUUUCAUUAGGAGCAGAUUGCCACCAUACUAUUUGGGGGAUGGUUCCAGUCUCUCCAUCCCAGAUGGAAAGUUCCCAAAAUUAAAUAGCAAAGUAAAACUUCGAUUUAAAGACUAUAUUGUUAUGACUGUGGAGACAGACAAGGAUACAUCUGGUGAGACUCAAGAGCAGAUGGUUUACAUUUAUCAUUCUUUGAGGAAUAAGCGGAAUGCACACAUGAUGUAUGGAAAUGACAAUGAAAUGGCUGAGGCUCUUGGACUUCGUUUUUCUUUAUCCCAUAUGGAUGCCCUGAAACAACUUUGGAGUUCUGAAAUUAUUUCUGUUAAGGAACUGAAACUAAAUACUGAUGCAGAAAAAGAAAACCUGGUAUUAGCACUCUGGACUGAAUGUUUAGUAGAAGUAAUCUAGUGCCUUUGCCAAGUCACUGCUUCCUAUAAAAGGGUAAAACAAUUUUUCCACUUACUUAAUAAAGAAUCAUUUGCUA